Molecule: messenger RNA, 553 nt
Organism: Caenorhabditis elegans
Lineage: Eukaryota; Metazoa; Nematoda; Chromadorea; Rhabditida; Rhabditidae
Gene: ccdc-12
Product: Coiled-coil domain-containing protein 12
Exons: 3
Coding region: 8-517 (169 amino acids)
Source: RefSeq, marked reviewed
UUUGCAGAUGACCGACAAAAACAACAGCGAUUCCGAUGAAGACAUCGAAAGUCUCACAAAUCAUGAAACGUCGUUAGAGGCUGCGGCGAAAGCACGCAAACGACGAUUACUAGCGAUGAAGUCGAAGAUUCAUGGAAUUGAGAUGCAAGAGGAGGAUUACGACGAAGGCGAGACUUCUACCAAGAAAAGUCGCGAAGUUGGUCGAGAAUUCCGGAAUCACAAGCCAGACGAUGCCGUCGGCACGCAAAACGUCGACAUGGAUCUGGAUAUCGUUCAGCGAGAAAUUACGGAGCAUUUGAAGGACGUUCUGCACGAAAAAGCCAUCGACAGCGUAGAUCUGGCGAUGUUGGCUCCGAAGAAGAUCGAUUGGGAUUUGAAGCGAGACAUCGAGUCGAAAUUGCAAAAAUUGGAGCGGAGAACGCAGAAAGCCGUGGCGACGAUCAUCAGACAGCGGCUCGCCGAAGGAAAAGGAGAUCUCGCCGCUACAGUAAAUGCUGCGGCGGCACAAAAUUUGUAAAAUUUAAAUUAUAAAUCGGAUAUACACACUGAAAAA